Messenger RNA from Penicillium olsonii, 555 nucleotides. Lineage: Eukaryota; Fungi; Ascomycota; Eurotiomycetes; Eurotiales; Aspergillaceae. The record is from the annotation of a GenBank genome assembly.
AUGACCGAUAGCGGAGUAAAUCUACCCCGAGGGAUAAGCCGGAGGGGCAGUCGACCUCCCACAAUUGUGGGGAAGUCUGGUGGCGACGCGAUUAAAGACGACAGGAUCCCCCUCGCGAAUUGCGCGAUUCUCAAUUUUCUCAACAUCUUCAAAAUGUCUGCCAAGGGUCCCUUCCACCUCGUUACCGUCAACACCGCGCCGGAGCGCGCCAAGCGCCUCAUCGGUCGCGUCGCCGAGGCCCUGAAGGACCAGUACACUAUCAUUCACGUCGACAACUGCGAGAGUAAGGACAUCCUCCCCGAAGGACAUAAGAACCAACUGACAGUAACAGAGAUCGACGAGGUUGAGGCUAAGGUCAAGCAGCACAACCCCGAGGUUCUGUUCAGCGCGUCCAUGUGGACCGCCGAGGAGGCCCAGCAGAUCCACGCAAUUGCUCGCUCUGUUCGUCCGGACAUCAAGCUCCAUGCCAUCCCUGAGGGCUUGCAGGUUGAGCGGGGCCCAGAUGCCAUUGUCGAAUACUUGUGUGAGAAGGUUCCUGUGCUGCUGGACAGCUAG